CUGAAAUCUUCUCAAAUCCCUCAAUGUAGAAAUUAUUCUCUGAAAAUGUCGCUGUCUGAAAAACCCGCCCUGGUGCAGGCUGUGCCUGUCGCUGCCGAUGAGGCCGAAAAAUCGCUUCAGUUUACGGAAGACGAACAUUCGCUGGGUUUUUGGGAAGCAGCCAGACUGUAUUGGCCUGCUCUUGCUUGGGGGUUAUUUAUUAAUCUAGCGACCAUUCUGAAAGGAAUCGUCUGUCUUUUCUUUCUUAUUCUUUUUUUUUUCUUUUCUUUCUUUAUAAACGGUACAUACUAAUAGACUGUAGGAUGGAGGCAUCGUGCGCAGUCUCGUCGGCCUCAACGCCUUCAAACACACAUAUGGCUACAAUUACAAUGGCGAAUAUAUCAUCGCCGCCCGCUGGCUCUCAGCCUUCAACUACGCCAACAACGUCGGCGCCAUCAUCGGCGCCCUCUGUUCCGGCUUCGCGUACGAUCGUUUCGGCCCUCGUCGCAUGAUGGCCGCUUGUUCGAUCUUGUCGAUCGCAUUUAUCUUUUUGCAGUUUUUCAGCCACACACCGGCGCAGCUGUUUGCAGGCGAGCUCAUCAACGGGUGUAUUAUUGCGUUUUAUCCGAUCUGUGCGUCGGCGUAUGUGGGUGAAGUCACUCCGUUGGCGUUGCGAGGUUUCGCUGCGUCCAUGACGAAUUUGGCGUUUUCGAUUGGAUCGCUCAUUGCGUCGGGGAUUCUGAAGGGGACGGAGUCAAUGGAGAGCGUUUGGUCGUAUAAGAUUCCGAUCGCGACGCAGUGGAUUCUGCCUGUGUUCGUGCUGCUGCUGAUCUUCUUCUGCCCUGAUCCGCCAUAUUGGCUGUGCAAGAAGGGGGAAUAUGACAGCGCAGCACGAUCGCUGACUCGUUUGGCAACGAAGGAUGUCGAUGUGAGUCUGAAACUGGCGCAUAUCAAAGAAACACUCAGACUGGAAGAGAGUUUCGGCCACGAGAACAAAUUCAACUAUCGCGACUGUUUCAAAGGCACGAAUCUACGUCGCUUGAUUAUUUGCGUCAUGGCAUACGACAUGCAGUCCUUCUCCGGCAAUGUGUUCUUCAUCAACUACGCCGUGCAUUUCAUGGAAGUCGCCGGACUCGACUCCUCAGAUGCCUUUUCCAUGAAUCUCGGCCUGACAGCACUGGGCUUACUCGGCACAAUCAUCUCCUGGCCAUUACUCUCCUACAUCGGUCGAAGAACCGUCUAUCUCUUCGGCUGCUCCGCCCUCGCCAUCCUCCUCUUCAUCAUUGCAACACUCGACUUUGCGCCUCGCCAAACCAACAGCCCAACCUGGGCCCAAUGCGCCCUCAUGCUCGCCUGCAACUUCAUCUACGACCUCACCCUCGGCCCAUUCUGCUACGUCCUACUGGCCGAAGUAUCAUCGACCAAACUGCGCAGUGCGACCAUCGCCCUCGCGACGGUAAGCUGCUUCAUCUGGUCCGUCGUAUUCGCCGUCGCGAUCCCGUACGCGAUGAACGAAGAUGAAGCAAACUGGCGUGGAAAGCUUGGUUUCCUUUUCUCGGGUUUGAGUGCGAUAUGUCUUGUGUUUUGCUUUUUCUGUAUGCCCGAGACGAAGGGGAGGACGUUUGAGGAGUUGGAUAUUCUGUUUGAGAAAAAGGUUCCCAGUCGUAAGUUUGGGGAGUAUAAGAUUGAGAUUGUUCAGUCGGAUGGGAGAUAGAUAUUACGAUUAUGAUUAUCAUUUCUUGUUGAUUUCGCCUGCGAGACCGAGAAGGCCAUCCUAGCAGGGGACUUCAUUGCGGUAAACUUUUGAUAAUUCCGCAGCGAAUAUUGACCGACG
Molecule: messenger RNA, 1813 nt
Organism: Aspergillus wentii DTO 134E9
Lineage: Eukaryota; Fungi; Ascomycota; Eurotiomycetes; Eurotiales; Aspergillaceae
Exons: 1
Coding region: 488-1693 (401 amino acids)
Biological process (GO): transmembrane transport; carbohydrate transport
Cellular component (GO): membrane
Molecular function (GO): carbohydrate:proton symporter activity
Source: RefSeq, a predicted model, not a curated record